This is a messenger RNA of Sphaerulina musiva SO2202, 3134 nucleotides long. RefSeq lists its product as uncharacterized. Bases 26 to 2728 code for a protein of 900 amino acids. Gene Ontology annotation, molecular function: DNA binding. The record is from RefSeq and is a predicted model, not a curated record. Gene Ontology annotation, cellular component: nucleus. The transcript has a single exon. NCBI's taxonomy places the organism in Eukaryota, Fungi, Ascomycota, Dothideomycetes, Mycosphaerellales, Mycosphaerellaceae.
CCCACCCUCACUGCCGGACAACGGCAUGCCUUCCUCUCUCGACGGCGACAAGCGGCGCCGACGAAAGCACCACGACGAGCGGGACAAGGAGAGGUCGACUCGAUCAUCGCAUAAGUCCUCUUCCUCCACCAAGCUCUCUUCUUCUUCUGCCAAGCGGAAGCCUGCUGCCAGCCGCGAACGAGCACGCGACCAGACUCCGCUCGAUCAGACCCCAACAGCGGCGAAGAAGGCGGUGUCCAUGACGGUGCCGGAGCUGGAUCGUCGGUCGAGCAGCGGCGAGGCUCACCCCUCAUAUCCCACCUUCAGCAAGGCCCAUAGUCGGGAAGCGGUGGGCAGUAGGGAGGAUGUUGGCAAGCCCAAAGCAGAUCCGGUCACGCCGGAUGCUACAGAUCUGGGCAAGGAGGAGGACAAGCGGAGGAGGCCCAUGUCUGCGCAACCAACACGAGCACCGCCCAGUCCACCGCUGACUGCAGACGACCCGGAGCCUAGAAGACCUGACAGCAGCAGAAGUAAGAGGUCAAGCGUGGAGGAUGUCAGGCUGAACAUGGACAGCCCGAGAAAGAGCGCGGAUGGUGGGCAUCGUUCAUCCAAACGCGGCGUGAAUGGGGUCAAGAGUGCAAAGUCGGGUGGCAGUCUACGGAAAGAGCAUCGCUUUGACUCUGAGAUUUCAAGUAUGCCAGGAACCUAUACGGACGAUGAGCGCAAGUCGACGCCAGUCAGCAACUACCGUAGGACAGAAUCUACGGCUUCGCGUGAUCCGUCAAUAUUGACUGAAGGGACUACCGAUUCCGAUGCGACAUCAAUCGCUCCCGACAGGAAACCAAGCAGACAGAGCAGGCGGCCAGUCAACGUGGUGAAUACAGAGGAGUAUUCUCCUCCGUCUGUGACAGAUUCGCAGCCAAGGACGCCUAUUCAAGAGUACUCUUUACCUCCAAACGUGCGAGCAACACCAAUCAUCGACGUAGGAACGGGGAACAGUCACGGCAGAUCACUUCCCACGCCAUUGACAGCCAGACAAAUGCCUCCACCACCUCCGCCUCCUCCAGUGACAGGUCCGAGGGAGGCUCCGCGCGUAGACUAUCUGCUCAAGAAUGGUGGCCUGCCUGUACCAGUUCCUCGGCGGCUAGUGCAGACUGGUCCGACCGUACAGCCAUUCAGCGUGUAUCAAUCUCCCGCUCUUGGGCAAACCGCACCCAUGGAGGAGUACGCAAAAGUGUUUGGUUCCAUACAUAAGAGGCUGGACGAUUAUCUCCACGUUUUACAAGGGAAUGGCUCUGUGGCUGUGGCUACUGGUUACAAGUCUGUCGCGAGAAGGUUGCUUGACAAGUUGUCGCAAGUCUUCGCUCGAGACAUCUCUUCGCAGCGUUGCGACUGCGUGGUUUGCAAGGUCACUCCACAACCCAGUCUCUCUGAUGAAGAGGACACGGGUAUAAGCUGGGGAGAGAUUCUAGAAUUCGUAGCAGGUCGUCGUGAGCUGCCACCGUGGCCACCGUUCUCGAUCGAGCCAGACGACAGUGGGCUGGGAAUAUCCGGAGCAACUCUGGCGCCUAUGCAAAAACUGGACAUUGACGUCCCAGAAGAAUACAAGGAUCACUAUAUCCGACAAAACCAGAAGACGAAGCGAGCAGUGCAAAGCUGGCUCUCACAACAACCAGAGUUUCCAAGCAGCCCACCAGAGGAAGCAGAUGAAGAUACGCUCAUGUUCGCCAUGAUGACGAAGCUCAGCAACCGUCAACGGAAUCUAUUCAUCGCUCUCAUGCACGGCCAAAGCACUGUGCCAGCGUCGAGAGCCCCCACGCCCGCCGAACGGCCAGCUACCGCGUCUACCGCGUUACGCAGAGCUCGAACUGCCUUGCAAAGGCUCUACAGGCUCGAAAGGCCACCGCGUGACUGCGAGGCUGCCAUGUAUCUGUUGAAUAACCCACCUCUGCACAGCAUGCUGGCCACGCUUGCAGAGGUUAAUGAAGCAGAGUGGGACAUACUCACGUCAGGCAGGUUCGAUGGCUUCCUAUGGUCUGGGGCGGAGUCGGGCUUCCCUCCCUCUGCAUCUGCAUAUGCCGCGUCAGCAGCUUCACGCGGUCCUUCACGCGGCCAAAACCACACGCCUUUCUCGCGGAACGGCACGCCUUUUAGCGGGUUCAGUGCUGUUCCAUCACGUGGCACAACGCCAUUUGAGGUGGGCGGCGAACAAGUCCCAUCCAUGUUCCCCACGCGCGGCCCAACGCCAGGACCCGGCAUGGGUGUGGCACCACCCGCGCCAGUGCAACUGGACGAAGACACAGAGAUUGCAGUAGCGGCCGAGCUCGAGCGCAAUCUGUUCAUGGACAUGGAACGUCUGGAAGAUGCGUUUGAAAUUCUGCAUGGUCGUGCUGAGCUUGUGCGACAGAUGCUGCGAGAGCGCUCUGCGGGCCUUUCAGCGCAAGCACAAGCUCGUCGUGGCAGCGGCUUCGAUCCAGUCGGUGUGCGCUUGGACACACCAGCGAGUGGCAUUACCGAUAUCGAAGAAGGAGAAGACGAUGGUAUGCCAGACGACAUGGAAAGUCUGGCACCGGAUGAUAGCGCUUCACAGAUCAGCAAUAACCGCAUGCGUCGGCAUCGCGAUCGCAAGCGAACUCCAGCGCCCGAGAUGGUGCCCGAAGAAGACGAGAGCGUAUUUGAAGAACAGCAAGAACGCACGAGAAGGGAGAAGACGGCUUCGAGGAGUAGUGGUCGCCGGUCGAAAUACUGACAAUCAGCGGACUCCAUCUCGACGUCGCCGGUGAAAGUGGUGAAGCCACCGGGGGUGAAGAGAUCGGUGUCCUCACGCCUUGAUGAAAUCUCACGUACAUACUUUGGUGGUGGUGGUGCGAUGAAAUAGUGGUACGGUUGGCGAGCAUUGCAAGCAACUAAGCAUAGUGGAGCGUUCUUGUCUCUCUGACUCUCUCCGUGUGUGUAUCUGUGUGCAUAGCGGAAUGGCGUUUCUGUUUUUGAUUAUGAUUAGAUGAGUAUGAAGUAAUGGGAUGAGAUGACCGAUGCAGUACCCUUUGUUCACUCUUGGUGGUGGUGGUGGCAGAAGCAGUGGUAUGUAGUGAUAGUAAUCUUUACAUACAGUAGGUAAAUGCCAAAGAGGCUGCCGACGACGCUUCCUCUGAUGA